CCUGUGACUGUCAUAUCUUCUCCUCGAGAAUCCAAAUUGGAUACGUUGCUGUCUUAUCCGGGUCGGGUAUCUGCUGCCCGGUAUCGUUGUCUUCCUCGGCGAAAAAACUGAGAAAUUCACCGGAAAAAUCUUCGCCGAAACAGUAAACAAAAAAAUCGUAAUGGCUGAAGUCAAUCGGCGGAGGAUAGGAGGGGAUUCGGCAGGAUGGGGUUGGGCGGAUCUCCCAACUGAUCUUAUCGGGAAAAUCAUUGAGAAACUUAGUUGGGUAGACCGAAUCCGCCUUCCUGCCGUCUGCAAGAGCUGGACGGCCCUCCGUGGUCUUGCUCUGGAUGCCCCAGAUCUUCCGUGGAUGUUGAAAUUCCGAACGGAGGGAACUCUGUUUGAGAUGUUCGAUCCUUGUGAGAAGAAGAAGUACGUAUCUGAUAAAUGGAUUGAGGGGAAUGAUAAAGGGAUUUUCGCUGAUGCUACGAUUAGGUGUUCGAGACUUGGUUGGUUGCUUUUAAGAAGCAGAACAAGGGAUCACAGUGAUCCCAGAAGCUAUAUUGUCUCGACAUUCUUGUUCUCUCCCUUUACUGGAGAGGUCAUUAAGCUUCCGAAGCUGGAGCAAGAUUAUUACUUUAACAAUGUUGCAACUUUCUCCAUGAAUUCGACUUCGCCGGAAUGUAUUGUUUUCAUUUUCUGGCGAACAUGCUACACUGCUGGUUUCAGCACUUAUCGCCUUGGUGAUAAGGCGUGGAAGACUUCCAAGCUUGAUGACGCUAGAUAUCAGUCUUAUAACCUGUGUCUGAUAGAUGCAACAUAUGUGGCUGGAUCUUUCUAUUGUCUUUUCGCUGAUGGGGAUGUGGGCGUCCUUGACACUGCACUUCAACAGUGGAACUUGUUGGAACAAUGUGGCCGAAAGCUUUCAGAUGCCAGUCGCUAUCGUCCACCAAAAUUCUUGACUUCUGAUACUGAUCUGAGGCUGUUUAAAUAUGGUAAUCCUUUAGGAGGACAUAUCUGGAAGUAUGAUUUCUCAGAGAAGUACUGGUUACAUGAACAAAGUUACAGCAACCAGGAGAUAUUUAUCUGUUCUGGGUUAGCUGUUCAAGAUGCUGGUGGUGAAGCGAGUGAAUUGGUUAAUAAACGCUUUGAAGCCUUUGAUGGAGAGAGCAUCAAGCCUGCUAAAGGGGGAAUGUUUGCUGAAUUUUAUGAGUGGCUACCUAAAGAUAACAUGUCUGAGGAAGUCCAGAAAAUCUGGUUUGAUCAACGACUUGUUUGGAGAAAACAAGAUCUACUUAAACCUAGUGAAGUUGCAUAUCCCUUUAUAUAAUCUUCUUUUCUCUCAUGCUUAGCUGAUCUUUGUAUACAAUUUUGUUGGUUCUCAGUUUUUAGCUCGUGUUUAGCUUGUAGUUUCUCAGUUUAUGGUUUUGUAUACAAGUUUGGCCAAGAAAAUUAGGGCGUGUUCUCCAAGUGGAGAUUGUAAGGGGAGCUGGAAGGAAAGGCAGAGGAGCAUUGUGCCAUUGUCAGAGAAAAGGCUAUAAGGAAAUCAUUUGCUUCUCCCUUUGUUUGAUUCUGAGAAAAAUUGUUAAACAGAGUCUGCAACUUUUUCUUAUCUUUUUUUUUUUUUAGUGAGGAACAAGGAAACUAGUGUGCAACUUUUUCUGGAUGAUAGAAGGUGGUUGUGCUGUUCAUUUUUUCAA
This is a messenger RNA of Rubroshorea leprosula, 1679 nucleotides long. The record is from the annotation of a GenBank genome assembly. Lineage: Eukaryota; Viridiplantae; Streptophyta; Magnoliopsida; Malvales; Dipterocarpaceae.